Suillus plorans is the source of this 1108-nucleotide messenger RNA. RefSeq lists its product as uncharacterized. The record is from RefSeq and is a predicted model, not a curated record. NCBI's taxonomy places the organism in Eukaryota, Fungi, Basidiomycota, Agaricomycetes, Boletales, Suillaceae. Bases 79 to 834 code for a protein of 251 amino acids. The transcript is spliced from 2 exons.
UUUCAAACUACAUUAGCGGAAAUAUUAGCGUCAACUUGUACAACCACCGUGACGUAGUCAUUCCCAGCCAAUAUUUCCAUGUCGCAGAGAACGUACCAACCCUUGCACACAGACAAUCCUUCAACACCUGGAGAAAAGGAUGACAGGAAAGCCCAAUCUCCUGCUGGCAUAAUUUACUUUCUUCUAACUCCUUAUCCACUCAGGUCUCAAUUCCAAGAAAUCCCUUCUCGCAAAUCUUGCGACACAGUAACACAGGAAGAGUUUAUUGCAUGUUUGGAGCGAAUUAAGGACGCAAUCAAAGAUAAUCUAGCAAACGAAGAACUUAUAAAUGACCCCGCCGAGGUUGUUCUCGACAGGCUUGCUGUCUCACUUGACUGGAUGCUAAUCACGGCUGUGAUAUUUAUGAUAAUGAGCAUGUCGUACUUGCGGUCACCCGCUUUCGCAGCGCUUGGGGAUGCAAAAACACAUGAACUUUAUCAGAAACUGGUUGAAAUCACAAACGAUAAGGCAAUGAACGAUAUUUUUCUCCGCCUAUUGGCACAAACGCCUGAAACGCCUCUUUACACGUUCUCUCGCGGGCUCGUACAGACCAGCGUCCUAUCAAGCUGUCUCUUCGCAUUCCUCGCAAUACUGGGUAAACUCUUCAUUGGUCGCAACGGGCUCUACCUUGACAUAUCAUCUCGUCGCAAGUCUCCGAAGCAAUUUUUCUUUAGGCCGUCGCCAUUCGUAUCGAGCUGGCUCAUGCUGUUUCUCAAACCAUUACCAAACAUCUUUAUCUUAAACCAACUUCUUCUUGGCACAGCAUUCGUCAUUGCGCAUUAUCUCGCUUUAUAGUGACCUUCCUCGUUCUUCGGAGGCGUCGUCAAUUCCCCUUUCAGUGUAUCAAACUGCAGCCGAGCAACCCUUCCCACCACCUCGUUUCCAUGUAGCCUUUCGCAUGCCUCUUCCUAUUCCAAAUAUUCUGUAGGUCAUUAUGUUGUAGCUACUUAUUAGGACACGAAUUAUUCACGCACACGACUGAUGUCGUGUAUGGGUUUGGCUAGUCCAAUUCCAUUCUGCACCAUGUACUGCGUAUCCGCUUCUCAGAUUAUUGGUGAUAGCACGAAAU